This is a messenger RNA of Aspergillus pseudotamarii, 885 nucleotides long. RefSeq names its product SDR family NAD(P)-dependent oxidoreductase. The record is from RefSeq and is a predicted model, not a curated record. Gene Ontology annotation, molecular function: oxidoreductase activity, acting on the CH-OH group of donors, NAD or NADP as acceptor. The transcript is spliced from 4 exons. Lineage: Eukaryota; Fungi; Ascomycota; Eurotiomycetes; Eurotiales; Aspergillaceae. Bases 1 to 885 code for a protein of 294 amino acids.
AUGCGCCUCGGCACCAUCUACAUCCUGGGACGUCUUUAUGUCAAAAAUUUGACAGCAUCUACAAAGGAACCUUCGGUGCCUGCUGCGCCAACUGCGUUCUCGCCGGUCAAUGUGAGCUCGGUCUAUGUUACCGAUGCUGCUGCUGCUAUUGUGAAGUCCUCAACGGCGGAGAAGCUUGUGGCAAUCGGAGCAGCAUGUUCUCACCAGCUAGCUCAGCGUGGAGUUCAUCUCGCAUUGACCUACUCGAGCAACCUGAUAUCGAUAAACGAACUUGUCACGGAACUGCAGUCUAGAUACGCCGAGAAUAAGCUACACAUUUCUACCCACAAAGUUGAUGUUGGAUCCGCCGACCAAAUCGAGAAUCUGUUUCAGGAGAUCGACACCCAGCAUGGUCAAAGACCUGAUAUCUUGAUCUCAAACGCCGGAUAUGGGAAACGAAUAACAAACAUAUGGGACAUCCCGCUUGAGGAAUUCGAUUACAUGCUUAAUGUUAACCUUCGCGCUUCCUUUGUUCUGGUCAAAGGCGUGGUAGAGCACAUGAUGGCGCAAAGAUGGGGCCGCAUCGUGUUCAUGUCUUCGAUCGCUGCUUAUGGGGGAGGAAUCAAUGGAUGUCAUUACGCAGCGUCCAAGGGCGGACUUAUGGGCAUGAUGAAGAACCUUUCUACCCGUCUGGCCGAAUACAACAUCAGUGUCAAUGAUGUCGCGCCUGCUAUGAUAGGUGAUACGGGCAUGGUUCCCAAUGCCUCAGCAAUCCAAGAUACGGUGGCAACUAUUCCUUUAGGUAGGCUGGGUACGCCGGAGGAGACCGCGAAUGUGGUCAUGAUGUUAGUUACUACCGGGUAUAUGACGGGCCAGAGUCUGGUAUUGUCCGGAGGUUUGAAAUAG